UUCAUUGUUUGCUUGCUAGAGCUACAAUCGAUGUUUCGUCAUUGAGGAGAGUCAAUAUGGGGUUUUAGCUAACGCACUAAUGUAUUGUUAGGCUAAUCUCGGAUCUAUCAAAUUCGUUUCAAUUCGGCUAAAAACAAGACCCCGUAAUAAAGGACAGAAUAGACUAUCUUCUGUUUCUGUCCAGAAUAGACCCCGUAAUAAAGGAAUAUACAAGGGCGAAAUUUAGAGAAAAUGUUGCGGAUAGUCUAAUAACCCUUUCCAAGCUAUGAACAGCGUGAAGUCCGUGCUCUUUCCCCAACGCAUUGCUGUCUUUCUCCAAUUCUCUUCUCCCUUCCGGUCCCCCACUGCUGCUGCUGUGUUGUUAACAUGUUGUGGAAGAGUUCCAAACACGCCGGUGCAGCAGUUGGUAUGACCAGGAGGUCACUAGUGAAGACGUACACUCCACUGGCCAAUGCAGUGCACGAAUCUACCGAGCUCACCCACAUGAAAUUCAGCUAGCUAAGUGAGCUUCACAAAACUAAUUCAGUCAGGUAGGUAAGUAGGUAACGCACACACUGCAAGAGCACAUAUGCAGAAACGAAGAAAUCUUCACAUCACUGCCCAGCACCAACCACACCCCAACCGGCUCAGCUCACCUACAGCCCAGCGGACAGCCGGACGCUGACCAUGGCCUUUGUGUGAUGCACCUGAUGGACCGGAGAAGGCAGCCUCGCACAGCUGCACGAACACAGGGCAAAAUUUCUUGCAAGAAAUGCAGAUCCACCUGAAACCAGUAUUAAAAAAAAAGAAAGAAAGGUCCGUGCGCUGUCAGAUCACUCGUAGGCCACUACUAUAUGAAGCCGUUUACUUGGGCAGCUGCUGAUGCUUGGGCAGCUGCGAGCACUGCCAUCUCCACCUGCGUUCUGAGCAGUACAUUCCAUUCCGUCCCAUCGAUCGGUCCACUGGACGAUGGCUUCCCUCCUCCUGUUCCUGCGAGCCAUUGUCAUCAGUGCCGAUGACGAGGAACUCACGGGCGCGGACGAGGAACGGGAGGCGGCGGCGCGUGAACGGCGGCCGGAGAACUGGGCGUUCGGGCCGGCGGCGGCGCGCGACGCGGAGGAGGAGGAGGAGGAGGAAGAACGGUGGCUGGUCUCCUGCCUGGAGUGGCCUCGCGUCGACCGCAAGUCCGCGUGGAUGCAGAUGGUUUGACGGCCUGGUGGGACGGACGGACGAUGGAGCCAAGUGCUUGAGACGAUUCAUCUUGCUCGCCGUUGCCGCGUGUUUUCUGGAUGAACGAGAAUUCCGUCCGGACGUUUCUCCUCCCCCCUUGCCGCAAUCACUGUCUCCCAGUCUAGCAGACAGAACAACUCAACAGCUCUGUUGUAAAGUUUCAAUGGAAGUUACUCUUGCAUAGUGCCUAUUCAGUUCGGCAAUGUUUAUUACACAUCCACGGCCCUACAGUGCUGCAGAGGAAGAGAGAGGCUAUUAGGCUAUUGUCAAUGAAAAUUUCGUAACCAUCUUUUCAACACUAUUAUAUCAUUAAAAAUGUUAUGAAACUAAGAAUGAAACAAUG
Zea mays is the source of this 1552-nucleotide messenger RNA. RefSeq lists its product as uncharacterized. The transcript has a single exon. The record is from RefSeq and is a predicted model, not a curated record. The coding region runs from base 949 to 1188 and encodes 79 amino acids. Lineage: Eukaryota; Viridiplantae; Streptophyta; Magnoliopsida; Poales; Poaceae.